CUUAAGUCUGAUGGAGACUAAAUUGUGAUUGGUAUAUUUUGAAACCAUUCCUGUACAUGCUUGGUACGUAAAUAUGUCUGACAACUGUGUUGUCUAUUAGGAUUGAGGUUAAGUCGGUUUAUUUGGUCAAAAUGAUGUGUAGCCGAAUAAAUUUCGUUUUGAAACAUUUUUAUAAACGACCGACUUGGAAUUGUCGUUUGUGCACAACAAUUUCACAAACAACAGAUGAAAGGGAUCCUGCACCGUUUUUCUUCAAUGAACAUGUACAGGAAUUAUUGACGACCUUGACUCGUAUCAAUUAUGAAAAGGUUUUUGCAGCACGCAUAGAUGGAACGCCGUUGGAGGUUCCACAGUAUAGUUUUAUGACGGAUGAAGAGUUACAAGAGGCACGAGCUCGAUUAGCAGUAAAAGCAAGAAAACGAAUUCAGAUGCCACCUGUUGUGAAAAUCAGAUCAGACGAGGUUGAAGUACUGGCCAAAGAGCCUGAAUUACAGGGUUACGAGCAGCACAAUCUUGUGUUUACAGAUAUAUCUUUUGGAAAAAACAAUAGAAACAGAUUAAUUGUGGUACGUGAGUCGAACGGUACAUUGAGACAAGCAACUUGCAACGAGAGGCACAGAAUGAAUCAAAUAUACUUUCCUAUAAAUGGUAGAGAGAUACACACUCCACAAAUGUUCUUCCAUCCAUAUUUGAGUGAUCUAUUGGACAAAGGAGAAUUCGAAUUCAUCUUAGAUAGAGCGUGUUUGCAGUUUGAACCUGAUGAUCCAGAAUACCACAGGGUUACGAAAGAAGUGUAUUCUUACGUGGAUAAAUUAAAUAAAUUCGAUGUUCUGCGAUCUACAAGGCAUUUUGGUCCAUUGGUGUUUCAACUUGCCUGGGAGAAUAAUAUCGAUAAGUUGUUGUUGGAAUUGAUGGACAGUGAAAACAUAGAAGAGGCAGGCGCGCUGAUACGGUUGUAUCACGCGCUUCAUCCUGAUGUUAAAUCGGCUCAGGAAACGAUACACGAGGACAUAGAAUUAAUCAAAGUUUACGCCGAAUUGGAUUCUUCAGAGCGAUACGCGAUAUCAAACGCUAUACAGAGGUACACAAAAAUGCAAACGGAGAAAAAGAAGGUGGAGAAGGGUAUAAUGAAAGCACACGGGCUGAUCGAAGAUGAGGACGUGUAACCGAUAACGUGAACGAUCGUUGGAGUUCGCCGCUAUGUCAGCCAACCGCUUUGUUACUUUUUAUUGUAUAUACAAAUACUUUGCAUUUGCGACUAAAUAAAACCGGUAUAUAAUCAAAAUAACAGAAUUUCGAUGAUUAUUAAUCGAUUAUUUUAUUACGUGAUAGUUACUUACAAACAUUUACAAAUGUAACAAGUCAAUUCGAUUUGGCGUACAGAAUCGUCGGAAAACAUUACAUAUCGAUUAUUGGCUAACGUUCUGGAAAUAACUGAAUCGAUUUCGGGUCCCGCUUUUGCGUCUCGCGGUCGAAAGGUGUGGCACCGAUAUUUCACACCUCUCGAGGGAGAAAUUAUUGCCUGGGGAUGGGUUUGGGCCAUGGAUAAUAGACCAUGAGCCAUGGGGUGGUUCUCGAGGAUGAGAUGUGACUCGGUUGCGUAAAAUAGGAAACGCAUACUUUCGUGAGUAGAUAAAUGGAGGAACGAAGGAAGGAGGUUAGGACAGGGAAGGGAUCGAAUCGGCAGAAAACGAAGAAGUGCGCGUUGAGAGAAAGCAGCUUUGUACAAAUGCAAAUUAUGCGACUGGAGGCUGCUGCAUGUAAGUACCUACUUAUCGUGAAUGGAACAAUAUACAAGUCCGACUGUGAAGAUCGAACGAGAAGUGCUUGUUCGUUGGGAUCGUGUACCGUCUUGAUCGUUUAAUGAUUUGAUAAACACUCGCAACUGAAUACUGUGAUCGAUCGUUAUUAUCCAUAUUCUUACUCAUAUUACUUCUUAUCGUUAUAUGUAUAUUAAUUAUUACUUCCAUAUAGAUGCGUUUCAUGGUGUACGUAGAAAAUAAAUAAUAGCCACGAUUACGAUCGGCGUAGUAGACGAAAUCUUUACUAAUCGA
Molecule: messenger RNA, 2054 nt
Organism: Bombus pascuorum
Lineage: Eukaryota; Metazoa; Arthropoda; Insecta; Hymenoptera; Apidae
Gene: mRpS22
Product: small ribosomal subunit protein mS22
Exons: 3
Coding region: 132-1166 (344 amino acids)
Cellular component (GO): mitochondrial small ribosomal subunit
Molecular function (GO): structural constituent of ribosome
Source: RefSeq, a predicted model, not a curated record